GGAAGCAUGCGUGAAUACAAAAUUGUAGUCUUAGGGAGUGGAGGUGUGGGAAAAUCAGCUUUAACCGUACAAUUUGUGCAAGGAAUUUUUGUAGAAAAAUAUGAUCCAACUAUCGAGGAUAGCUACAGAAAGCAAGUGGAAGUCGAUGGGCAACAAUGCAUGUUGGAAAUUUUGGACACUGCUGGAACUGAACAAUUCACAGCUAUGCGAGAUCUCUACAUGAAAAAUGGUCAAGGUUUUGUGCUUGUCUACUCAAUCACAGCUCAAUCAACCUUUAACGACUUAAUGGAUCUCCGAGAUCAAAUUCUACGAGUCAAAGACACUGAUGAAGUACCAAUGAUAUUGGUCGGUAACAAAUGCGAUCUUGAAGAUGAACGAGUAGUGGGCAAAGAUCAAGGUUUGAAUCUUGCACGACAAAUCGGUUCCGCCUAUCUGGAAACUUCGGCAAAAGCAAAAAUCAACGUCAACGAGGUAUUCUACGACUUGAUACGACAAAUCAACCGCCGCUAUCCUGACACAACCAAAGACCAAGAUACCAAGAAACAAUGUUGUGCAUGCAGCUUGAUGUAAAAGGUUCACGCUGAGUGCAAUUGCACGCCGCACACCAAAUCGAGCAAAUCAUGCAGUUGCACCAAAUGCACGGAGUGCAAUCGCACCAUAUGCAUAAAUUUACUAUAAAUCUCGCUGUUCUUGCUGGUUAGAGCAUAUCCUGAGUCGUGAUUUGUGCGCUUGUGAAACAUUUGCCAAAUUUUUAAGUUUUCUUUGCUUCCUCUAUCUUUUUUGCCGAUUGAUGACACUCUCUAAGGCUUUCUUCACUUGUUUCAUUAGGUGAUAGAUGAAUUGAAGGUCUGAGGCAGCAAGCAGGUUCUGAGCUUUCUAUUUAUCGUGGA
Cylicocyclus nassatus is the source of this 890-nucleotide messenger RNA. NCBI's taxonomy places the organism in Eukaryota, Metazoa, Nematoda, Chromadorea, Rhabditida, Strongylidae. The record is from the annotation of a GenBank genome assembly.